Molecule: messenger RNA, 1009 nt
Organism: Racocetra persica
Lineage: Eukaryota; Fungi; Glomeromycota; Glomeromycetes; Diversisporales; Gigasporaceae
Source: the annotation of a GenBank genome assembly
AAUGAACCACCCGUCGCUUAUUAUCGAUUUCCCAUUAUCGGGCAUACAUGGGAAUUUGUAACGAAUUGCAAAAAGUUAAUUGCAGAAUCACGAGAAAGGUAUGGCGAUGCAUUUUCGUUAUACGUAUUCGGCCAAUUAAUAACUGUAAUUGGAAAUGAAGAUGAGAUUCACAAGACAUUCAAAAAAGAUCAUGAUUUUGAGUUUAAAGAAAGUACUGAAACGCGACUAGUUAUAAAAUAUGUAUUUCCCUACGCCGCAGUCGAUGUAGAUAAAAGUCUUAAAAGGGUUAGAAAAUUUUUUAAAAUAAACUUAGGCCUUAUCACGAGUAAUGUAAACCAAAGUAUUAUUGAUGGCAUACGUAUUCAUGUUGGCGAAUGUGUUGAACCAAAGCUUGUUAAGAGUCCAAAUGAACUUUUUUUAGCUAUUCUUAGACAGGUAGCAGCGAAUGUUGUUAUUGGUGAACUUUUUCUUAAGAUUUCUUUCGGACCAUCGACAAAAAUUGCUAGUCAAAUUAGACCAAUCGUCGAAAAACGUCUUCAUCUUAAAAAGAAAUUAGGCGACACCUGGGAUGCUCCUUUGGAUACUCUACAACUUCUCCUAGACGAUCCUGAAAUAACUCCAGAUUUCGAUCCAAAUCAUGUAAAUUAUGACAUGAUCGUUGACACACUUGGUCUAUUUGCAUUUGCUGCUAUGGGAACUACGUCUAAUAUGGCUGCCUAUACUUUAGUCGAAUUGGCAAAAAGAAAGAAGGAUUAUUGGCAAGAAUUAUAUCAGGAGGCUCAAGAAAUUAAUAGACAGUGCAAUGGCAAUAUUACAAAUGAGGAUGUUAAUAAAAUGGUAAAAUUGGAUAACUUCAUUAAAGAAACCUUUAGAAUAAAUUCUAAUGUACUUAGUUUGCCACGUCGAUGUCUUUCUGAAACUUAUACGUUUACGAAUGGAUUUCAAGUUCCACGAGGUCGUCAAGUCUUUUUGGACAUUUGCGAAAUAGUUUUUGAUGAAGAAAAUCAGG